Molecule: messenger RNA, 1821 nt
Organism: Tarenaya hassleriana
Lineage: Eukaryota; Viridiplantae; Streptophyta; Magnoliopsida; Brassicales; Cleomaceae
Product: VQ motif-containing protein 9-like
Exons: 1
Coding region: 163-1059 (298 amino acids)
Source: RefSeq, a predicted model, not a curated record
AUAAAAAGAAGAGAAAAGGCCAUUUCAUCAUCUCCUCGUCUUCUCUCUCUCUCUCUCUCUCUCUCUGCCAAAUCUGGCACAAAGGAAAUCGAAGAAGCAGAGGAGGAAAGCUAUAUUUGUUCUUAUAAUAGGACGAGAGCAGCUGGGUCGAUCUUGUUUCUAAUGGAUAAGAGCUGCAACUCCUCCGGCGAUUCCUCCGCCGCAAGUAGCACCGAAAACAGAGAUCAUUACCUGAGACAGCUCAACAAGUUUUCCCACAAGAUUUCCAAACCGACGACGACCGUCGCCUCCGCCGUGAAACGACCGGGAUUCGACCUGAAUCCGAGUAUCCACCACCAGGCUCCGCCGCCGGCGACGAGUAAUCAGGGGAAUCUCCACCAGCAUCAGCCUCCUGUUUACAACAUCAACAAGAACGAUUUCAGAGAUGUGGUCCAGAGACUCACCGGAUCGCCGGCGCACGAACGGAUCUCUGCUCCGACGCAUCAGCAUCCGCCCGCGAUUCACCAGCCCAAGCCCCAGAGCUCGCGCCUCCAGAGGAUCCGACCUCCGCCACUGGCGAACAUUAGCAAUCGCCCACCUCCCUUGCUAAACGGCGCCCUCUUCAACCCUGUUCCCAACCCCGGGAUUCCGAUGACCUCCGCGACGGCGGGAUUCAUUCCCCGCCCAGCGCCGCCGCCGCUAUCGCCUCUCCCUCCGCUCCCGCCGGUGCACGCGGCGGCGGAGUCGCCGGUCUCCGCCUACAUGCGGUACCUCCAGAACUCGAUGCCAGGCGUGGAUUCGAACCAGAAGCAGUUCUCGGGGUUCUCACCGUUAGCUCCCCUGGUCUCUCCCCGGUGGUACCAGAAGCAGGAGAACGCUCCUCCUCUGCAGAACAUCCACCAUCCGCCGGCGACGGCGGCGUCUAUCCCGUCGCCGCCGUUGGGGUGUCUGAGCUCGCCGAAGUCACCGUACGCGCUACUAUCGCCGAGCAUACUGUUAUCGCCGACGGCAGGGCAGCUAGGGUUUCCUUUAUCUCCGACGACGGUGCCGGUCCAAAGCCCUAAAUACAAAGGCCGUUGACCGUCAAAUACAAACACAUCUCAGAAAACGGUGUCGUUUCAUAGGGAAGCAGAAACGUGACGAAAAUACUCUUGGGUCUCUUUUGUUCCUUUUUUUUGUACAUCAUUAGUGGCGGUGGUGGAUUUGUUAAAUUCAUAUUUUCUCUUUUUGCACAAUUUUUUUUUUUGGAUGCUUGUUCAGUGUAGAAACAAGGGCAGGAGAAAAGGAAGAAACUUUAACUCUAACAGCAGUUUUUUUUUUUUGGGCUUAUCAUAGUUUAGGCAAAUGGAUCAUCCAUUCAGUGCAUUCACCAUCUGUGUUUUUAAGUUGAGUUGUGUUUUGGUUGAGGUUCUUGUCUUGUCCUAAAAAGAGCAUCAUAGACCCUUCUUCCAGAAUCGGAAGAUUGUAACAGUCAAGUUUUUUUGUAAUUCAAAAAUGCAAUAAUGCUGAAAGAAAUGUCUCAUAUUCCGGAUAUUUUUGUAUUGGACCGCCACCACGAUGCAAUAACUUUCUUUAUUCGUUGAAAUUUCAAACCAAUUAUUCAGAAGUCCCCCAUGAAUGACGAGUGUGUUAUUAGAUGAAAUAUACUCAAAAAACACAAAACACAUUUAACCAAAAAAAAAAAAAAACUUCAUGAUCUUCAUUCAUAUCGCGAGAACAUAACGGAGUUCAAGUGAAAAGAAGGAAAGAAACAUAGAUAUCGAGCAAAAGGACCCAAGAGGAAGCAGGUGGAAAACAAACAAUCCAGAUAAAGAAAACGGCCUCUUUUUUUUUUUUUUUUUU